AUGGAGCAAAAUACACUCAAGAGACGCGGAAUUGGCCUGACGGGCGUCGACAAAGAGAAAUCGUUUGGAGGAUACACGCUCCUCUGUCCACUCACCAGCUCUAGAGCGCACCUUAUCGACAUCGAUGGCAACGAGGUUCAUACAUGGAAGCUCCCCGGACGGAUCGGACGACAUGCGCGCAUCUUGCCGAGCGGUAACUUGGCCGUCAACACCCUCCGGCCGGGACCAUACCCAUUUGCCUUCUUCCAUAAGUACGGAGGAGGUGUUAUGAGCGAGCUCGACCCAGAGGGCAAUAUUUUACGGCAAUUUACAGACCCCAUGGGCCACCACGACCAAUACCACUUUGGCGACGGGCGGAUAAUAUACGCCAGCCUCGAAGCGCUCUCGCCCGAGGACUCGAAGGGGGUCCUUGGCGGAGUUCCCGGGACCGAGGCAGCGGGAGGGGUCACAUAUGCCGACACGAUCAACGAGGUCGACGGCGAGGGUAACGUCGUAUGGCAGUGGAAGGUGUCCGAGCGUCUUCCGCGGGAUGAGUUUCCCCUCCAGCCGCACUACACGAGAGAACACUACCCGCUUAUCAACUCUGUCUACCCUAUGCGUGAUGGGAAACAUGUGCUGGCGUCCAUGCGGUCCGUCUCGGCCGUUGUCAUAAUCGAGAAGGAGACGGGCGAUAUUGUGUGGAAGCUCAAGUCGGAUGUGCUCGCGCAGCAGCACAACGCCACCGAGCUGGAGAGCGGGAACAUCCUGAUCUUUGACAACGGUGCCUUCCGCGAGGGGGAGUCGAUCACCUAUUCGCGCGCCAUCGAGGUUGAUCGCUCCACGAGCCAGAUUGUCUGGGAGUACCGCGACAAGUCGCAGAUGCACAACUUCUUCACGCCGUUCAUGGGGAGUGCGCAGCGCCUGGACAAUGGGAAUACCCUGCUGUGCGAGAGCGCGUUUGGCCGUGUUUUUGAGGUUACCAGUGCCGGACUGGGAAACGGCUGGGAUCUUCCCGGGGGAGUCUAA
Molecule: messenger RNA, 1005 nt
Organism: Geosmithia morbida
Lineage: Eukaryota; Fungi; Ascomycota; Sordariomycetes; Hypocreales; Bionectriaceae
Product: Arylsulfotransferase (ASST)
Exons: 2
Coding region: 1-1005 (334 amino acids)
Source: RefSeq, a predicted model, not a curated record